This is a messenger RNA of Rotaria sp. Silwood1, 423 nucleotides long. The record is from the annotation of a GenBank genome assembly. NCBI's taxonomy places the organism in Eukaryota, Metazoa, Rotifera, Eurotatoria, Philodinida, Philodinidae.
AUGGCUAAAAGCAAAAACCAUACCAAUCAUAAUCAGAACCGAAAGGAUCAUCGUAAUGGAAUCAAGCGACCACAAUCACAACGAUUUCCAUCAUUAAGUGGAGUUGAUCCAAAAUAUGUUCGUAAUUUAAAAUUUACAAAACAUCACAAUCAUGUUGCACGUAAAAAUUUACGUAAAGUACGAAAAGCUAAAUUAGCCAGUGGUGACGCUACAUCAAGUAAAGGUAUUAAACGAAUUGCUCGUCAAGUUGUACCAACAAAAACAUCAUGGUCACUUACAUCAUUAUUACAAAAUAUAUCGUCAUAUUUUACUGGUGAAACAACAAAACCCGUAUCACAAAAACGUGCAAAACGUAGACACCCAAAUAAGAAGUCAAGCAAAUCAACAACAACAACAACGGCAACAACAGCUGCUAAGAAAUAA